This is a messenger RNA of Mytilus californianus (California mussel), 4134 nucleotides long. RefSeq lists its product as uncharacterized. The transcript is spliced from 9 exons. Bases 188 to 2050 code for a protein of 620 amino acids. The record is from RefSeq and is a predicted model, not a curated record. Gene Ontology annotation, molecular function: ATP hydrolysis activity. NCBI's taxonomy places the organism in Eukaryota, Metazoa, Mollusca, Bivalvia, Mytilida, Mytilidae.
GUUGUUACGGUCUAAUUGAUCUUUUUGUAAAGGUUAAUAAAGGUAAAUUUUAAAAUAGUGUAUUGUAUACAAUAUUUGAAAUGGUUUUCAUAUUUUUAAACUGGAACCAAACAAACAAAAAAGGAAGCUAAUGAGGACAAUUCGUUGUUCGUUGUUGAACACAAUUUGAUGAAAAUAAGGAAUAGAAAUGGACGAUGAUAAAUGGGAAAAUGCUAAUGUGCAAGAAAAGCAAACCGAAGUGUUCCAUAUAUAUAAUAAUCAACAAAAUGAUCCCGAGUAUUCUAAGAAAUUAAAUCUUAUAUAUGAGUGCCAGCAACUUGUAGGAAAUGACAGAUCAGGAAGAUUACCUCUAAACAUUGCCGUGAUUGGAGCUCCAGGUUGUGGAAAGUCGUCGUUUCUCAACACGGUUUUUGCUAGUUGCAAUACUGACAGUUGGCGGGAAAUUGCACCUGUUGGAUAUUAUAAAAUACAAGGUUCUCAAUUACACUUCACGGAACGUUUCAAAAGCAGCUUCACUAAAAAGGACUACUACAGAGGAGGCUCCAAAGAUGACGGUGUUUUGUUGCCAACGUUUUUGGACAUGACUGGUUUUCCUGAUGAAAAUUCUAAAACUGUUCUGGAUCUGUUAGAGAUGGUAUUUUCUGGUAGAAUCAAAGAGCUACAGAAAAUGUCGAAUUUCGUACAGGGAGCCAAACACAUGUCUUCAAGUGUAAAUCUUUAUAACAAAGAAGUCAAUCAUCUACCGGUCGAUCGAAUCAUUGUUGUUUCCACGCUUGAUCCUGAUUCUAUUUUACCAUCUAAUUUAUUGUGUAGCAUAGUGGAAGCUUCACGAAAAAACAGAGAUAUUCCCGUUUAUGGAGUUUUGACAGGAAGAGAUAAAUAUAAUCCAUUGUAUAACAAGAAAGUUUCAGAGAAAGUAACCAACUUUUGUCAGAUUCUUGGACUUCCAAAACAUCGGUUUGCAUAUAUUACAAACUAUUGUGAAGAGUCUGAUCCGGACCGUAAAUAUUUGAAUACAACUAUUCCACAAUUCGACGUACCAGUUCUCCAGUUCAUGAAACAGGUUCUUAUUCCCACAUGUGACGACGGUCCAAGGAAAACGCAGGUUAAAGACACCCAGCAAAUUAAAAAGGUAAAGAAAAGAUUACUUGAAAACUGUAAGAGUUUAGUUGGUAUAAGCGGCCAGGAUAAAAAACCGCUAACAAUUGCCGUGAUUGGAUCACCUGGAGGAGGAAAGUCGUCUUUUCUUAAUACUGUUUUUGCUGCUAUGGGCAAUAAACGAUGGAUCGAACACGCAAAAUGUGCUGACACUGGUGAAACAGGGAAACAGAUUACUCAACAACUUAAACGGUUCUUAAAAGAGGACUACUACGGAACCCAGGAUGCUUAUUUGAUGCCAACAUUUUUAGACAUGAAGGGUUUCGAAGAUGAAGACACACAUUUGAAAACGGAAUUGCUUAACAUAGUUCUCAGUGGUAAAAUGGAGAACGGCGAGAAAUUUUCUGACAUUGAUUCGUAUUAUAGAAGAUAUGGUAUACAAGCUUUGAGAAAAAAAUAUUUAAGAACCAGAAGGAAAAUUGAGAGAGUAAACAGAUUAAUAGUUGUGUGUUCAGCUAACCCUGAUGCGAGUUUACCAAAAGACCUGUUUGAAAUUAUCAUUGACGUCACGAGCAGGAAUCGAGAAAUUACCAUAUAUGGAGUAUUUACACAGACAGAUAAAUACACUUUCGAUGAUCCAAGAGUUGUGGAAAAAGAAAGAACAUUCUUGACUAAUUUAGGAAUUCCAGAAACACGAUUUGCUAGAAUAAGGAAUUACUGUCCGGAUGUUGUCCCUUCGUUGAAGUACACAAAAACAACAAUUCCCUUAUUGGAUAUUCCAGUUCUACGAUUUAUGCGAGGGGUAUUGACACCUGAGCCUAUGGACUCUGUCAUAGAUUACCCUUCUGAACCUCAACCUUUUUGGAAGCAGUAUUGGUUUAUAUCAUGUACAGUUGUUUUUGUUUGUAUACUAGUAUAUUUGUUUUUGCCCCGAUAUCGUCACUACUACUAAUAUAAUAGCAAGAAUGAAUUUUUGCAACUCUGGAUUUCAUGGCAAAUUUGAAAUUUGAAAUGGAAUGAAAUAAUGAUCGCAUACGUAACACAGCACUAAAACUACAUUUUAAUUAGUUAUUUUAAUCUACAUUCAAACUAACAAUUGUAAGCCAACAACUAAACUGAGCAUUGUAAAGUAGCACUACAAUUAAAUGUAAUCAUUGUAAGAUAACAAAAAAGCUCAUUAUCUCACCUAGCAACAUAACUGAACACAAUUCCUCGGCGUUCAGUAUUUUUGUGAUUUUACUUUUUACAUAUUAGAACAACCACACUCAUAAUUUAGCCCGAGCAAUCAAACUGAUCGCAGUAACCUAGCACUACUACUACCUUUUAGUUUUAUAAUCUAGCAACCAAAAUCAUUAUUUAACCAAGCAGCCUUACUGACAAAACUAGUACCACAACCAUAAUCUAACAACCAAACUAAUAAUUGUAAGCCAGCAGCCAAACUGACCUUUGUAAACUAUCACAACAAUUAAAUGUAAUCAUUGUAAUCUAACAAUAAACUCAUUAUCUAACAAAGCAAAUAAACUAAUCCUUGUAAACUAGAACCACAAUUACAAGUGUACAUAUAAUAAUCAUAAUCUAACAACUAAAAUCAGAUUUUUACCUAACUACCAAAUUGAGCAUUGUCACCUUGCACAAUAUCUUAUCAUUAUAAUCUAACAACCAAUCUGACAAAUGCAAGCCAUCAACCAAACUUUACAUGGUAGUCUAUAACCAUAACUUAUCAUUGUAAUCUAACGAUGAAAGUGAUUAUGAUUAAUUAUAACCUAGCAACCAAACUGACCAUUGUAAGCCAACAUUAAUACUAUAUUAAAGUUGUAAACAAGAAACAAAACUUUGUAACUUACAACCCAUCUUAUUAAAUAACCUAGCACCACAUGUCGUCAUUGAAACGUAACAACACAUCUCGUCAUUGUAACGUAACAACACAUCUCGUCAUCUCGUCAUUGUAACGUAACAACACAUCUCACCAUUAAAAAAAUAGAAACCAAACUAUAUGAACUAAUCAUUGUAAACUAUCGCAACUGUAAUUCGUUGUUACUUAGCAAAGAAACUAAGGAUCCAAUUUAAUCAGUGUGCUAAUCGCUGUAACUUGUAGCAAAAGUUAUCAUUGUAAACAAUCAGCAGUAAUAACAGUAAUUUCAUAGAUAAUUUUCUUUAGAAAUGGAAGAUUUACCCACUGUACUCCAAAAUAAUGAACACAGGGUGAUUUGUGGAUAUUUUGGGGAAUAUGACAUUGCAACAUUUACCCGAAAACAAAAACAAAAACAAAAAAACACCAAGAACACAAGAGAACAAGGCAUGUGGUUUUCUUCAACAGAUUACCUUUACCCUUUAAUAACUUAAUAAGUUGCAACAAAAAACAGCCCGGUUAGAUCUGACGGGAAAAGCUCAAAAAGCAUCCAAUAUUGUCAUUCACAUCCAUAGUAGUGAUACCAUGCAACUCUUCAUACCAAUUGUAUAAAUAAGCAAGACAUGGACAUAAAACGUAACCAUGUUCAACACCGUUAUAGAUAAUUGAUGUGUUAUAAAAUAUGACAAUAAUUAAUCCUUAAAAAUUACUUCUUUGCUGGUUGGAGCAAAUUACAAAAACAAUGUUUUAGUGCCAUCAAACAGUAGAUGAUAGCUAAUUAAUCUGAUAAAACACAAAACCAUUAGCUAUAUGUAUAAAUAUGUAUAUUGAAAAAACCCCAUUGAAAACACCCCAAAAAAUUAUGUUCUCGUAUUCAAAUUUUAGCGAUUAUCUAUAUAUGAAUAAUAGAAACGGUAUUUUCAUCAAGACUUUGAAGCUUUCAAGACUCAUAUGUUGAUGCAUUGUGACCUAUAAAUAAUGAAGCUGUGAUCCACCAUAUAUGCAAAAUGAAUGUGUUUGGCUACAUGUAUCUGUUUUAGGUGCAGGAAGCACAGUUACCACCCCUUCUACGCGUGUUAUCCUUUUUUAUACUAUCAUUAAAUAAUUAUUUCUUUGCAAUUGGUCUGUUGAACAAAUAUUAUUGCUUUUAUUAUGUUGCUAUGCAAUUAAAUUUGCUAAUUCUAUAA